GUGGUUAAGGCAGCAAAUGCUGAAGUUUUAAACAGCUGCGGGAGAUACCAAGAAGCUCUUGCUCCCUAUUCCUCCCUGUUUGCCCGUUCUCCUCUUUGAAGUUGCUAAUGAGUAAGCAGACUUCACAUGCAAGUUCAGUCUCCUUGCCAGCAGCAUGGGUACUGCAAUCACUGGGGGUCUCAGGCACUCCUCGGCAGUUUCCUAGCUGGGUGAUGAAAACAAAAAUGCAGCCUAAUUGGCCGUCUCCCUGGCUCUUUCUCGUGAAUAAAGGAGGUUUCUGUUUUAAGAAAUAAAGUGACUUAGCUGUUGAUUCACUGCCCACAGGGAGAUUUCUGAGCACAGGCUUCCUAGCCUCCGCGGAGAUUUGCAUACAACUUCCACUUCCUGCUUCAGAGCCUGUUCUACAACUUACCUGGCCCUGGACAGGGCGAGGGAAGUCCAGAGCGACCCGGGUGAAGACAGGAGAAACAGAAAGCGCGACCACCCCCAGCCGGUCUGUCUGUCUGUCCCUGGUGGGUCUAAGAAACUAGAAUGAACCGAAGCAUUCCUGUGGAGGUUGAUGAAUCAGAACCAUACCCAAGCCAGUUGCUGAAGCCAAUCCCAGAAUAUUCUCUGGAAGAGGAAUCAGAACCACCUGCUCCAAUUAUAAGAAACAUGGCACCCAACAGCUUGUCUGUACCCGGCCACCCUCACUGUGGCUCAGGAGACUUUGCUGAGGCUCACCCUCUCCUGAAACUUGCAAAUCACCAGUGGCCUGUGUCCCAGCAAGUCACCUGCCUACGCACUAAAGUCCUGGAGGAGAGUGAAGACAGUUUCUUCAGGAGGCACCCAGAUCCCGGCAAAGAUUUUCCCUUAGGCUGCUCUACCACCAGCCAGCCUGAGUCUGAGUCUGCGGUUACAACCCUCCCCCCAGAGCAUCAGUUUUCAUUUAUGCAAAAACGUAAUCCAUGGUUGGGAUCUCAGCUUUCAGCAGCUUCUCCUGACACUGGCCAUGACUCAGGCAAAUCAGACCAAAGUUUACCUAAUGCCUCAGCAGACUCCUCGGGCAGUGGCCAAGAGACAGUGCCACAGCCACAGCUCCACAGGAACCGAGCAGCCCCAGAUCUGCCAACGAUAGACACAGGAUACGAUUCCCAGCCCCAGGAUGUCAUGGGCAUCAGGCAGCUGGAAAGGCCCCUGCCCCUCACCUCUGUGUGCUACCCUCAGGACCUCCCUGGCCCACUCAGGUCCAAGGAGUUCCUGCAGUUUGAACCUCAGAGGUACCUAGCAUGUGCACAGAUGCUACCUCCCCACCCGUCCCCACAUGCUCCAUGGAACUAUCACUACCACUGUCCUGGAAGGCCCGAUCACCAGGUACCAUAUGGCCAUGAUUACCCUCGAGCAGCCUACCAGCAAGUGAUCCGGCCAACUGUGCCUGGGCAGCCCCUCCCUGGAGCAACUGUGAGAGGCCUGCACCCAGUACAAAAGGUCUUGCUGAAUUAUCCCAGCCCACAGAUCCAAGAAGAGAGGCCUGGGGGGAGAGACUGUUCCUUCCCAGGGCUUCCAAGGUACCAGGACCAACUGCAUCACCAGCCACCUAAUGGGGCUGGAGCUCCUGAGGAGUCCUCUGAACACCCUGAAGAGCUGAGACCACAGGUUCCCCAGGCUCCAUUCCCAGCUGCUGUGCCUAGACCCCCUAGUAACCCUUUACCCCGAGGAACUCUAAAAACAAGCAAUUUGCCAGAAGAAUUGCGUAAAGUCUUUAUCACUUAUUCUAUGGACACAGCUAUGGAGGUGGUGAAAUUAGUGAACUUUUUGUUGGUAAAUGGCUUCCAAACUGCGAUUGACAUAUUUGAGGAUAGAAUCCGAGGCAUUGAUAUCAUUAAGUGGAUGGAGCGCUACCUUCGGGAUAAAACAGUGAUGAUAAUCGUAGCAAUCAGCCCCAAAUACAAACAGGAUGUGGAAGGCGCUGAGUCGCAGCUGGACGAGGAUGAGCACGGCUUACAUACUAAGUACAUUCAUCGAAUGAUGCAGAUUGAGUUCAUAAAACAAGGAAGCAUGAAUUUCAGAUUCAUCCCUGUGCUCUUCCCAAAUGCCAAGAAGGAGCAUGUGCCCACCUGGCUUCAGAACACUCACGUUUACAGCUGGCCCAAGAACAAAAAAAAAAUCCUGCUGCGCCUGCUCAGAGAGGAAGAGUAUGUGGCUCCUCCCCGGGGGCCUCUGCCCACCCUUCAGGUGGUACCCUUGUGAUACCAGCCAGUCUCAGACCACUGGGGCCAUGCCAAGCUUGGGGGCCUGUUCUGACAGCAUUCUUUUAGUUGAUGCUGGUCUGUGACACUCAUGGCAGCUUCUCAGCAUAUCUCUCUUCUGCAGCAUAUUUGCCCCCAACGACAGGCUGCUCUGCAUUUCUUGCUUUGCAAAGAUCUGCUAAAGGUGCCCAUGAAUGGCAUGUUCCUUUGUACAGUCUGAUGUGUCCACUCUAGGCCUCACGAUGCUUAGUGAGUAGACAAUGUAAGUCGGUGAUACAGCAACAAAUGUUAAAUGACCAAACACUCCUGUUGCUACAGGCUACUUUUAUGAGUUAGCCAGAUGUUUGCGUGUCCUCAGGCCAUACUGCUCCAUGUACAAAUAAUAAAAUGUUUACUCUUUCCUAAGAGUGUGUUUCACUUAUCUCAAAGGAGAUAAACAUAUAUUAAUUUAUAAUGAUAUCGGCAGCUGCUUCCCAGGACGUCAACAAAGCUGCUAAGAUAUAAUAUUAGAUAAGUGUAACAGACUUCUCUGUAUUAGGGGAUUAAAGCCAGAUAGUUAAACACCCUUUUUAACAUAAUUAUAAAAGCUUUAUUCUUAUAAUAAAGAUUUUUAAUAAAACCACUCUGUACAACACACGAGUGUGAUUCUAAAUAGUGUUAUUAGGCUGAGUGUGUAGCUCAGUGAUACAGUGCUUGCCUAACAUACAAAAGGCCCUGGGUUCAAUCCCCAGCACCACAAAAAUCGAAACAGUGUGAGUAUGGUUUUUAGAGUCUGACUGUAUAUGUACAAAUAUGUGAGUAUGUGUAUGAAUUGACAGGGGAUAUGUAAUGUAGGCUAGAGCUGUGGUUUAGGAGACCUUUGUUCUAGUUCUGGUGCUUUUACUAACCGCCUGUGUGGUCUUUGGCAAGUCCUUUGUUUUUUCUGAGGCAGAGGGGACUCAUUUAUAAAGUGACAUGAAGACAAUAUCUCUAAUGACCCUAAAAGUUCUGGACUCUAAAUUCUAAAUAUUCUUUUGAGGAGUGACUGAUUUUUUAUUUUCAUAAUUGUCUCCCAGAUGAAAAUUUUACAUUUUCUCUUUGGGGGAAUUAAAUUUAUUUUUAAUUGAUUGAUAAAAGCAUAGAAAUUGUACAGUGGGUAUAUUUUCUUAAAAAGAAACUUAAAAAAAUAUCUUCAACAAUACCUGCAGUUAAUAAUUUUGGAAACACAUAUAUUCACAUAUAUGUACAGGUUAUCUGACCUGCAAAACAAAAACACACAUACACAGCUAUAUAUAAAUAUGUACAUAAAGUUUACCUAAAUGGUGGAACAAGGUAGGAUGGCUUUGUAGCCCAAGAUAAUAGGUCAGUCUGAAACCCUGGGGCCUGAGAAUUACUGUUUCCCCUUGCCUGUCUACCUAAUCUCUUAAACAAGGUUCAACUCUUAAUUUCAUCAUAGCUAAAGAACAAAUAUUUGUCAAUUAUCAAUAAGAAAGGUUGCUAAAGAAAUUGUAAAGAAUGCUAGUUUCAUUCACUUUGUAACUUAGAGGUCUUCUAGGUAAGGUAAAUGUUUUUUUUUUU
Molecule: messenger RNA, 3785 nt
Organism: Chinchilla lanigera (long-tailed chinchilla)
Lineage: Eukaryota; Metazoa; Chordata; Mammalia; Rodentia; Chinchillidae
Gene: Traf3ip2
Product: TRAF3 interacting protein 2
Exons: 9
Coding region: 532-2229 (565 amino acids)
Biological process (GO): humoral immune response; positive regulation of canonical NF-kappaB signal transduction
Source: RefSeq, a predicted model, not a curated record